AUGUCAUCAAGCACGUCCGACAAGCCCAAAAAGGGCACCACGAAAUUGCUUGCCUACCGGUCAAAGCACUUUGCCCACUCUGCCAUUGGCAUUGUCAGCGCCGACGAGACGCGCGUCACCCCCUUGCUCUUUCCAAACUACCGACCAGUGACUGGCCUCCACCGUCUUAUCGCGCAGUGGGAUGAGGUGGGUGACAGGUUGCUCCAUGGAUCGCCCCAGGAGAAGCUUGCCGAUGUCGAGGUCUUGCCGCCAUUGCCCGGACGAGAUGUCCUGUGUGUGGGCAAGAACUACAAGGCGCACGCAACCGAGUUUGCGCGCUCUGGCUACGACAGCAGCGACGUGAAAGAGCAACCCGACUUUCCAGUUAUCUUCACCAAGCGUGCUUCCUCCAUUGUGGCCGACGGUACACCCAUCUACCCCCACCCGGGUGUGACCAGCAGCCUAGACUAUGAGGGCGAGCUAGCCAUCAUUAUUGGUACGGGCGGCCUGGGGAUCAAGCGCGAGGACGCGUGGAAGCACGUCUGGGGUGCGUGUAUCGUCAACGACUUUACGGCGCGCGAGCGACAGCGUGACCACAAGCAGUUUUACAUCGGCAAGUCGCUGGACACAUUCUGCCCAAUGGGACCAUACGCUGUUCCGUCAUCCGAGCUCGACUGGAAGAACAUGGUCCUCGAGACGCGCGUCAAUGGCGAAGUGCGACAGCACCAGAACACAUCAGAGCUCAUAUUUGACAUUCCAACCUUGAUCGAGACCUGCUCCAUGGGUAUCACACUCCAGCCCGGCGACGUGAUUGCCACCGGUACGCCAGCUGGCGUCUGCCUCUCAAGCGGUGUGUUCCUCAAGUCGGGCGACAAGAUUGAGGUCAGCAUUACAGGAUUGGGCACCUUGCGGAACGAGGUGGGGUCUGCAGACCAAGCACCCGCGUGCGCACCUGUCCUUCCUUACUCGCCGGCAGACAUUUCGCCCGAUCACGACCUCGUCGACCUCCCCUCUGGUCCACUCCACGUCGUCGUCACCGGCGAAUCGAAGGGCCCCACUAUCGUGUUCAUCCACGGCCUCGGGGGCUGGCACACCAACUUUCUCCCUGUCCUUGCUGCCUCGCGGAUAGCCAACACCCAUCGUGUAGUGGCCUUUGACCUGGAGGGACAUGGCCUCUCGCCUGGGACAGGUCAGCCAGUCUCUAUCGACACGUUCGCCGAGAGCGUCAAGGAGGUGAUGGACCAUGUCGGUGCUGAGAAGGCGGUGAUUGUGGGCAACUCUAUGGGAGGACUCAUUGCCACGACGUUUGCUGCCCGGUACCCGAAGCGCGUAACCAAGCUCUUCCUCAUCGGUCCUGUCCGCACGUUGACCAAGGGGCACAAGGCCAACCUUCUCGACCGAGUCCAGCGUGUGCGGGAGGGAGGCAUCCCCACCAUCUGUGGCCAGGUGGUGACCGACAGCCUCUCGCGCAAGACACAGGCCAGCCGCCCCUUGGCCACGGGAGCAGUGUUCGCCUCACUUCUGUCUCAGCCAGCGGAAGGACACGCUCUUGCGUGCGAAGCUCUGGCCGCCGCAAGGGACCCCGACUACAAGCGUAUCACGGCACCCGUGUGUAUCCUCUCUGGGACUGAGGAUGUCAUCAGUUCCCCCGAGUCGUGCGCGUUCAUUGCCAAGGCAACACGUGCACAGGUCAUCAAGAUGCCCGACGUCGGACACUGGGGUGUGCUAGAGGAUGUGGUCAAGGUCGCUGCUGCGUUGAUUGCUUUUAUAGACUGA
This is a messenger RNA of Apiotrichum porosum, 1755 nucleotides long. RefSeq lists its product as uncharacterized. Gene Ontology annotation, molecular function: acetylpyruvate hydrolase activity. Bases 1 to 1755 code for a protein of 584 amino acids. NCBI's taxonomy places the organism in Eukaryota, Fungi, Basidiomycota, Tremellomycetes, Trichosporonales, Trichosporonaceae. The record is from RefSeq and is a predicted model, not a curated record. The transcript has 6 exons.